UCCGGGAAGGGGAGGGACUCCGACGACAAAGUCUGGGGCGCUGCUGUGCUACUCACAAGGCUGCACCACAACAACAGUGCACCCAAUUUAAUCCUAAAUGCUCGAUUCACUGUUUGUUGUCCUUGCGUAGGAAACCGAGUGUAACGCUAAAGAGCAUCGCCGUUUAUAUUUUUGGUUUAAAUUCGCGUUUUGGCCGGUUCUGCCCGGCCCGGCCUGCCUGCUCGCUGCGCGGAGGCUAAAUGGCAGUGCGGGCUUAUCACGUCCACAAACGUGAGCCAAGUUGCCUGUGAACUUUGUCACAUAUCGGAGCAAUGUCGAGCCUGCUAUUGGUGAGAAACGGCAGGAGAGCGGUAUCGGUGAUCGGCGGGGGGCGCAGAGGCACCGACGCACUUUCAGGAGUUCAUCCGGCUGCGCGGCGCACAAUCAUAGAUCUGUCCUACUCAGCGCACUUCAUGGAUUUCCAAGGAUCCUCCAUACCCAGCAGCAUGAAAAAGCUGGUGGUAAACAAGCUGAGUCCGAAUUUCAGGGAGGCCGUUGCCAUGCAAACCGUCGCGGUGCCUACACCCGGAGACGCGGACCUGCUCGUCAGGAAUCGUUUUGUGGGAGUCAACGCCUCUGAUAUUAAUUACACAUCAGGCCGGUACGACCCCUCGGUGAAGCCCCCCUUCGACGCCGGUUUCGAGGGCAUCGGCGAGGUCGUCGGCCUUGGUCUUAGCGCCAGCUCCCGCUUCACUGUCGGGGACAUGGUAGCGUACUUCACCAGUGGUGCGUUCUCCGAGUACACGGUGGUGAAAGCCAAGGAGAGUAUUCCGGUCCCCGCGGUGAAGCCAGAGUUCCUCACCCUGCUGGUCAGCGGCGCCACGGCCUACAUCGCCCUGAAACGUCUGGGCGACCUGAAGGAAGGCGAGACGGUCCUGGUCACGGCGGCCGCUGGAGGAACGGGACAGUUCGCCGUGCAGUUUGCCAAACGGGCCGGUUGUCACGUGAUAGGGACCUGUUCGUCCAACGAGAAAGCCGGCUUCCUCAAGUCCAUCGGCUGCGACCGGCCAAUCAACUACGCCUCAGAGGACCUCGCCAAAACGUUGAAGAAAGAAUACCCGAAGGGCGUGGACGUGGUCUAUGAGUCUGUGGGAGGCAGUGUCUUGGAAUUGGCAGUGAAAAGUUUGGCCACUAAGGGUCGGCUGAUCGUGAUCGGCUUCAUCUCGGGGUACCAGAGUGCAUCGGGGUUCCCGCCCUUCAGAGGGGACACCCUGCCCGUCAGGCUCCUCCAGAAGUCGGCCAGCGUCCGAGGUUUCUUCCUGCCGCACUUCUUCAGCGACUACAGGGAGGCUCUGGGCAGCAUGAUGCAGAUGUUUGCCAAGGGGGAGCUGCAGUGUGAGGUGGAUUGUGGGGAUUUGUCAGAGGAGAGGUUUGUAGGCUUGGAGUCCGUCUUCAGGGCCGUGGACUUCAUGUAUGCGGGGAAAAAUCUGGGCAAGGUGGUGGUGGAAGUGUCACCACCCGCUGUUAGCAACAGUAAGCUGUGAUUUAACAAACGCACUAAACGACAGAUAACACUUGAACCUGACUGAAUGUUGUGAUUGAAUCAUUGUUUAACAGAGGUGUUCUUUAUUUUUGUAAGAUGAUUGACUAAAUAAUAGUUAAUGCCUUAUGAUAACAGAUGAAUAACAACUUUAUCUUGAUUGUUGAAUCUUUAUGCAAUUAAAGUGUUUUAAUGUGAAGGGUAAACCGUCCCUGAUAAUCUGAGAAUACCAGCUCAGCCUGGAUUAUGAUGUCUACAAAUGUCCGUAUUAAAAAAAAUCAGGAACAAAGUCUUUGCAAUUCCUUCCAGAUUUUUCUCCCCCUGUUUUGAUGUACCCACAUCCUGGUACCAGUCCGUAUCUUGACUGUAUUUCAGACUGGCUGCCAUAACAUGCUCACUUUUAGCGCUCUCAGGCACUUUAUCUACUAUAAAUGUUUUAUGAUGGACUUCAUUGUUUUUCUAAUAGGGGGGGGGCUUACAUUGGUAUGUGCUUGUCAAAAGUGAGUGCAGCUCCAGGUGUGCUUGGUAUUUCAUGGCCUGUUUGUGGCUGACAGAAACAGCAUUCACACAAUCAAUCUCUCCAUUCACAUGCCCACGAGCUGCACAUAAUAAAACAAAAUUAGUCUAUCUAACCAGGAGUUGGACUGGAAAAGGCCAUUACUUUUCUUCACUGCAAAGGGAAAAAAAACACUCAUAGUGAAUGUAUUGUGAAAUCACCUCUGACAUGUUUUUUUUCCAUUUCCAUUUUUUUGUAUUUUAUUUAUUUGUAACAGUAAACAAAGCAGCUGAACAUAUGUUUAGGAAGAUAAUUCACAUGGAAGAAAAUUCCUACUUUGACCCCAAAGAUUUUCAUUAUUUAAAGAGAGGUGUUUAUUAUAACAGGAUACAAAGUUUUUCAAAUCCUCACACGAUCAAACAUUAUUAGAUAAACCUUGUUUUCUUUGCAGAAGAGGAAGAAGCAGAAAGUCCAUGUUGCAGCGAUGUCCGUAUGUAGUCUCAAGCAAACACCUGUUCCUACCUGGCAGGGAGGGCUGUAGUGUUCAUACACUGUGAACAUGUUAUUUCCUCAUCCAGGUGGCCACUCAAAAUAUAACCCAGUGUGAAAUACGUUACAGGUGUGACCCCAGCAUGCAAAGCUGCUACCUUCACCAGACGGUGCAGGAAAUCAGAAACACACCAGGCCGAGGCCGUUUUCAAUCCACAGUGAAGGAAGUCAAAAAAACAGUGAUAGUAUUAGACAUUAGACAGAGGUCAUUAUUUCAGUUUAGGUACAUUGAUUCACAUUUUUUUCCCCUGUUAUAUUAUUUGCAUACAUUUCUAUGGAUAAUUAUCCAGAUAUAGAUUGUUUAGACAAAUCAUAUCUGCAAAGCUAAAAUAAAGCUUCUGUAUCUGAAACACUAAAACAAAAAAAAUACAUGAAUUGCA
Molecule: messenger RNA, 2944 nt
Organism: Labrus bergylta (ballan wrasse)
Lineage: Eukaryota; Metazoa; Chordata; Actinopteri; Labriformes; Labridae
Product: prostaglandin reductase 3
Cellular component (GO): mitochondrion
Molecular function (GO): zinc ion binding
Source: RefSeq, a predicted model, not a curated record